AUCUGUCCUCCUGACUGCAGUCUGCAGACAGUGCCACGCUGCUGCUGCUGCUGCUGCUGCUGCUGUGUGAUACGAGCAAGUAGGAGGAACAGCUUCCUCUGGUUUUGCCUGAAAAAAUAAGUAAAUGACGAGACAUCUUUCUGGAGCUGCUGCUGCUGCUGCAGGGGAGGAUUUGGCUUCCAGUCUCCUGCAUUGCACAAUCUGUCCCCUCUGCUCGGACUGAUAAAUAAGACAAGAGACGGAGCCGGGAGGGAAGCUACAGAGGGAAGAACGGUAAAAAGCCAUAGUGGGGUGAGGUGGUGUGGAGGGAUAAUAGAUUUUAUUAAAGAGGAAAAAAAAAGAGGGGGAGAGGUUGAAUGGCAGAGGAGGUAUGAGGAGAGAAAGGGAGGCAGGGGGUAGACACGGGGAACAGAGGGUAGACUGAGCUACACUGCAGUAGAAUGAGGGUGAGAGUGAAAGAGAGAGCCAAGAAGCAUUCGAGCUGCCAGCCUUCCGCACGCCACUCAGGAUCCGUCGCUUUCUGAAGAGGCAAGAAGAGGAAUCCACCGUGGAGGCGAGAAGGAGAAGGAGGAGGGGGGCUGAGGAGGAGGAAGCCAGAGGUUCUACACACAAGAUGGCUGCUGUGUCCUCUGCCUCUGACACUGGGGACCCCAGGGGCCGACACCCCCCUGAGCGCAGACUGCUGAUCCUGGGGGGGCCACAGUCUGGUAAGACCUCCACCGCCAACAGCAUCCUCGGGGACGAGGUCUUCGACAUCGGGACAGAGACGACUCACAGCAACGUUGGCCAGACGGAGAUCUACGGCCGACGGGUCACCGUGGUGGACACCCCGCCAUGGGCCAUCCCCAGUGACCCGGAGGACAUCCCCGAAGCUGACGACGACGACGAUAACGCUAACGAUAACGCUAACGACAAUGACAACGACAAUGACAACGACAACGACGACGCCGGUGCGGAGUCGGACAACCCGACACGGCCCCCGCCCAGCCUGGACAGCGAGGGGCCGUGCAUGGGGGCCAUCCUCUGCCCUCCCGGACCCCACGCCAUCCUGCUGCUGGUGUCGGUCACCCAGCCUUUCACUGACACGGAGAGGAGGGCCGCAGAGGAGCAGCUGGGGGCCUUGGGUGGAGGGACCUGGAGGUACUCCAUGGUGGUCUUCACCGGGGUGGACAAGCUGACCAAAGGGGUCUUCAUUGAGGAGCACAUAGCGAACACCGGAGAGGCCCUGCAGUGGCUGGUGGAGAGAUGUGGAAGCAGGUACCACGCCUUCGAUAACACUCGGAAAGACACGGAGGACAACACACAGGUACCCGAGCUGAUGGAGAAGGUGGAGGAAAUGAUCACUGACAACCAAGGCUGGUACUUUGAGGUGAACGAGUUGAUUUUACUGGAGGAAGAGCAGGCCAGAAGAGCUCUGGAGGAGGAGAGGAUGAGGAUGGAGGAGCACGCUCGACAGAGGGAGCAGAUGAUCGGAGGACCUCCCAGAGAGUUGAGACUGCUCUUGUUAGGCUGGAAGGGGGUUGGAAAGAGCUCGGUGGGGAACUCCAUUCUGGGCCGUCGGUACUUUGAGUCGGGCCAGGAGACGGAGCUGUGCCUUCGGAGGCAGGCGCUCGUGUCCGGUCGCCGGAUCACGAUCGUCGACACCCCGGGCUGGGAUUGGUUCUCGGUGAGGCGAACCCCGAAGCGCAUCCGCCAAGAGUCCCAGCGCGGUGCCGCCCUCCUUCGACCUGGACCCCACACCCUGCUGCUGGUCCUCCCCGUCGUCUCGUCCCUCACCGCCCGGAAGAGGCGGACGCUCCUGGCUCACAUAGAGACUCUGUUUGGCGACAGCGCGUGCCUCCACACCAUGGUGCUGUUCAGCUGUGGCGAUUGGCUGGGACGCACGCCCAUCGAGGAGCACAUCCUCCGAGGCGGGAGGGAGCUGCAAAGACUACUGGAAUUCUGCGGGAACUAUUACCACGUCCUGGACAGUAAGAUCCCUGGCAAGGACAGGAGCGUGUCCGCCCUGCUGGAUAAGAUGGAGGAGAUGAUCAGAGAGAACGGGGACAAGGCCUUCCUGCCCAUACAGACCGAGUGGUUGAGCGAGGAGAGCUCUUACUCCUCUGACAACACCGAGCCCGAGGAUGACUGUCGGGGAUGCCAGCUACAGUGACACGAUCACACUUAAAAGGAACGCGGUCUCGUUUUCUGUCCCUGUUCUUGGUUUUCAACAGGCCCAAACACCACCUCACGUAACUCAAACCUCAUCUAGAGAAACCUCACCCCGCUCCGACUCCAAAGAGCUUCUAGGGGAAACAAAUGACUUGGAUCGGGGAGGGGUGGGGGGAUGGGGGGGGGGGGGGUCGCUCUGUUAGAACCGAACCGAACCGACCACUGAGCAAAAAGCUCGACCCGGACUGGAAUGAAAGCGCAAAACUCUCCUCUGACCCCCAAGAGGAGGAGAAAAAUUCUGCUUCUGCUUCAAGGGGCCGGAGCUCGAUCCCCGUCCAUGAGCAUGUACACAGGUAUCGGCUGCUGCUAGGGAGACCCUGUUCCAACACCGCAGAGUAAAGCAUCACGCCUCAUUGUAACUACGUCUCGUCGGGCUGCACCGAUACAAAUUAAGAGCAUAAAAAUCGAAAAACCAAAAGAAGACAAUGUUAUCGUGACCAGUCCGAUUUGUCCGGCCCGUUAGUUUGUCCCUCUUGGUCGUUGGAGGGCCGAUGACUCGUGUCAUGAAUUUGGACUGGACUUCUACAUCAAGUGCCAUUUCUGUCAUUCGCUUCGAAGUAGUUUGGAUCAAAAAGGGAUUCAAAGGAAACGGUUUGAGUGAAAGCGAACCGGCAAACAAUAAUCGUGUGUGAAGAAGAAGAAAAGAAAAAACAGAGAGCAGUUUGUUUGUGCGGUAUCAUAAAAGUACACGUUGAGACACAAGUGAGAGCUUAAUUCUCGGCAUUAACAUGCGAUUAGUUUCUGCUCAGGGAGUCAGGGUUGAAUCGCUUCCUCCAGGGCAAAAACGCUGAUUAAUGCUGAUUGCUUACAAACUGCAGACGUAUAAGUCACAUAUUAAAUUCAGAGUGGAGCUGAGUAGUUGCUCUAGUUAGCUGGGAGUAGAAGAGAGAGAGAGAGUCUGUGUUUGCACUUUUUUCGCCUGUAAUUAUUUCCUUAUGGAUUCUCACGUGCUGAAGAAAAAAAAGAAAAAGGAGAAGAAAAAAAAUAAAUAAAAGAAAACUCAAAGUGAAUCCAUCCACAGAAGUAAUCUGUCGUUCUGAGCCCAGCUUGUGCGCAACGAGGAGCUCGGGACAGUUGCAGGAAAUUGGCUGAAUUGAAACUGUGCGCGCGUAUUGAUUGAAGGUAGAUUCAGCCACGUGCCUCAGCAUCGAAGCGGCGGGGCGGUGUCCUAUAGGCUACAUCAAGCUUCCGCAUGCUACUGAAACAACAUAACCUCAUGAACCAUUCGAGCUCACAUAGGGCUUUUACUACCUUUUCU
Molecule: messenger RNA, 3469 nt
Organism: Cyclopterus lumpus (lumpfish)
Lineage: Eukaryota; Metazoa; Chordata; Actinopteri; Perciformes; Cyclopteridae
Product: GTPase IMAP family member 8
Exons: 6
Coding region: 614-2152 (512 amino acids)
Molecular function (GO): GTP binding
Source: RefSeq, a predicted model, not a curated record